Molecule: messenger RNA, 3128 nt
Organism: Hevea brasiliensis (rubber tree)
Lineage: Eukaryota; Viridiplantae; Streptophyta; Magnoliopsida; Malpighiales; Euphorbiaceae
Product: pentatricopeptide repeat-containing protein At1g13040, mitochondrial
Exons: 4
Coding region: 332-1882 (516 amino acids)
Molecular function (GO): protein binding
Source: RefSeq, a predicted model, not a curated record
GCUUGAAGCCCAAUGUCUAGCCCAUAUUCAAAUCCAUAUCCACGCAUUUUCUCCUACUUUCUCCUUCCGGCUGCUCAGUCUCACUGUUUCUCCUUCCCUUCCUCCAUCGCCGAAACCAGGUGAGUGCGCACUUGCUCUUUCCUGGUUGCCCCGUGUCUUUCUCCGCUAUUAGCUCUGCUUCUGCUUCAUUCUUUUUUCCCCCUCUAUCCUCUGCAUUACAAAUUUGGAAUUAACUUCUGUCCUUUCUCUUCAUAUGACUGUCCGUUUGCCCCUCUAUUGAUUGCUCCCAUGAGUUCGCCAUUCGAUCCAUUGCUAUGCAUAUCGUCCUGACAUGUAUCAAUCGCUGGGCGCGCACCGCCUCAUAUACCGUUCUCGCAUCGCUAGUUGUGUUAAGGCUGGUCUGAUCGACAAAGCUAUCAAAGUGUUCGAUAAAAUGAUUCAAUCAAACUGCCGUGUUUUUAGCAUCGAUUAUAACCGAUUCAUUGGAGUUUUAAUCCGCCAUUCUCUUUUCGAUUUAGCCCACCAAUACUACUCUAAAAUGGGUCCUCUUGGGUUCUCGCUAUCUCCCUUUACUUACUCUCGCUUCAUUUCGGGUUUAUGCCAAGUAAAGAACUUUACGCUUAUUGAUGAACUGCUGCGUGACAUGGAGAGACUUAAUUGUGUACCUGAUAUUUGGGCAUUUAAUAUUUAUUUGGAUCUCUUAUUUCGUGAAGGUAGGAUAGAAUUAGCAUUAGAGGUGUUUGAGAGGAUGGUCGAGAGAGGGAGGGAGCCGGAUGUUGUAACAUAUACUAUUAUUAUUGAUGGGUUGUGUAAAAUGAAGAAAUUCGAUAUUGCAGUUCAGUUUUGGCGUGAAAUGAAAAAUAAGGGAUUUAGACCCGAUAAUAAGGCCUGUGCUGCGCUUGUUGUUGGGUUGUGUGAUGGAGGGAAGGUAGAAUUGGCUUAUGAGCUUACAGUUGAUGUGAUGAAGAGUGGUCAAGUUAAGUUUAGUACGCUGAUAUACAAUGGCUUGAUUAGUGGGUUUUGUAGAGCAGGUAGGGUUGAUAAGGCUAAGGCAAUUAAAUCUUUUAUGAGACGAAAUGGUUGUGAGCCAGAUUUGGUUACAUACAAUGUGCUGUUGAAUUAUUGUUGUGAUGAGCUAAUGUUGGAGGAGGCAGAGGAGUUGAUGAAGAAGAUGGAAAGAAGUGGGAUAGAACCUGAUGUGUACAGUUAUAAUCAGCUUCUUAAAGGACUUUGUAAAGUUAAUCGCCCAGAUAAAGCUUGUAUUUUGAUGAACAAAAUGGGGCCAGAAGGGUUUUGUGAUGUUGUUUCAUACAAUACCAUUAUUAAAGCAUUUUGCAAGCGAAGUGAUCUCCAAAGAGCUUAUAAGCUGUUCGUGGAAAUGAGACAGAAGGGGAUUCCGCCAGAUGUGGUUACAUUCACUAUUCUAAUAAAAGCUUUUCUUAGAGAAGGUAGUUCUACUAUAGCUAAAAAGCUUCUUGAUCAGAUGACAGAAAUAGGCCUUUCACCUGAUCGUAUAUUUUAUACGACUAUCAUGGAUCACCUAUGCAAGAGUGGGAAAGUAGAUAUGGCUCACUCGCUUUUCUGUGAUAUGGUAGAGCAGGGAAUUUCACCUGAUGUGAUUUCAUAUAAUGCCCUUAUAAAUGGGUUUUGCAAAUCCUUUAGAGUAAGUGAAGCUAUGCAUUUAUGUGAAGAAAUGGAAAGCAGAGGAUAUUAUCCUGAUGAAGUAACAUACAAAUUGAUCGUUGGAGGCCUUAUAGCAGAAAAGAAGCUGUCAGUUGCUUGUAGGGUGUGGGGUCAGAUGAUGGAAAAGGGUUUUACCCUUGACAGAGCUGCCUCUGAGAUAUUAAUUAGUGCCAGUUCAAGAGAAGUUACAUCUACAUGAGAUAUGGUAUGGGACUUGGAUCGCGUAUCAAUGGUAUGGGAACUUUGCUGUGGGGUUUAUAUGGACUUUGGCUCUCCCACAUCAACAUCUAGCUUUUGGGUGUGGUUAUCAUAAGGUUUGUAACAGUUAGAUUGAAGUUCUUCUCUUCUACAACCUUACGGAGUCUGGAAAUGAAAGAAAAAUUUAUAGUAGCUAGAUAGUUAGUUCAAAUAUUUGUCAGAGGCAGCAUUUUUAUUGGCUACUGACACAACUGAGCCUAAAUUUUGGCAUUCAUUGGUUGGGAUACAUCUUGUCAGGUCCCUGUUGUUGGCAACUGCUGCCUUGGUGAAUUCCAAUGUUGGCACACACAGGUUGGCUAUGUAUCUUCACUAAUAAUUGCAUGGUCCUAUACUUUUUGAAGGGGGAUAGGGAAGUCAUCGGCCAUUAUUUCUCCAUGAAUUCUAUUAUUUACAAGUAGCAUGAAGUUGCAAAGCUUUGGGUAUCUCAUCUAUGGCAUUUUAAGGUUGCUAUUUUAUGUUCUAGAUCUGCUGAACAUAUUGGAAAAUGUUAUACUUAUGAUGCCUCUGUAUUUUCUCUCUUAAUAAGAUUCAGAUAUCCAGGAUACACUGCCUUUUUUAAUUUUUCUGAGAAUGAAAGUGACAGGAGAACACUACUAAUUCAAACUUUGAAAUCCAGGUGCAUGGUAUGGUUUCUCAAUCCUAUGUGCAUUGACGCCCAUGUUAUCCAUUUUUCAACUUCUGCAAAUGCUACUGUUUACUAUCAUUAUUUAUAUUAUUUUAAACAGAAAUACAAUGGAAUGGAGACUUAUCAGAUGAUUGAUGGUGAAUCAUUGCUAACAUGUUCACCUAUCUUGCCGAGGAUAAGCCAGUUAAAAGAAAUAGAGCUGAUGCAUCCUUGUGUUGACAGAAAAUCUGCAGCUAUUCCAUGUUUGGCAAUAUCAAAUAUUGAACGAAAUACUAAAAUUGACUGCAACUGAUUUCUGCAAAGGCCACCGAACCCUACAAAGGUGUCAAGAAAUUGGGAGUGCAUAACUUUGCCUGUGAAGCUAGGCUGAACUGACAGCACUAGUCAUUUUGCAACCAUGAUAUGCUUUUGAAGUACCAGGACUGAUUGUGGAUCAUGAAUAUUCCCGAGUCAUAAACUAGAGAAUUUGUAUGCUAAUAAGUUACAUUAUUGUUGGCUUGCAGGAACUGAAUGUGCUUUCGAUUUAAAAUUACACAGCAAAGUUUAUUACUAGACGGAAUAA